This is a messenger RNA of Medicago truncatula (barrel medic), 1770 nucleotides long. Its product is annotated as metallophosphoesterase 1. NCBI's taxonomy places the organism in Eukaryota, Viridiplantae, Streptophyta, Magnoliopsida, Fabales, Fabaceae. The record is from RefSeq and is a predicted model, not a curated record. Gene Ontology annotation, biological process: GPI anchor biosynthetic process. The coding region runs from base 117 to 1229 and encodes 370 amino acids. The transcript is spliced from 5 exons.
AAACACUCACAUCUUUGUACAUCCACCACGUGAAUGAAAAGUAAAAAGAAGCGAGCGAACCUUAAAAAACAAGAAUCAGAAUCAGAUCCUAUGAAACAGUGGAUCGAACAAGUACGAUGAUGAUGUUUGGGUUUCGAGUCUUAUCCGUUAUCGGAAUCGCUUUACUUCUUAUCUUUGAACAGAGAAUCUCAACCCCCGUUUGCAAUAAUCACGUUGAAGAAGCAGAAGCAGAAGCAGAUGAGUUGAAAGUCAUGAUGGUUGCUGACCUUCUUCUCUUAGGCUCUGAAGCUGGUUACGUUAAUCGCUUUUUCAGAGAUCAUUACAUGUCCAAAUUCUUUCGGAAAUCGUUUGAAAAUUUGAAGCCUGAUUUGCUUAUUGUCUUGGGAGACGUUUCUGCAAAAGGUUCGAAGUUAAUAAGAAGCAAAUGGGUGUCGGUACUCCAUCAGUUUUACCAAAUGUUGGGGCCCUUUGUUGAUCUUCCAUUCCAUGCAACUCUUGGUGAUAGGGAUAUUGGAGAAUGCAGUGAUCUUGAUGCGAAUAAAGUCAAUUGGAUUUCUCGCAAGUUACCGGGAUUGGAUCGUUCUGGCUGUGGUGCAUUUGAGAUUGGUAAUGUCAGUUUCGUUUCGCUGAAUUCUGUGGCCUUGCUUUGUGACAACAGUAGUUUGCGUUUUGAUGUUGAAAAAGUAAUAGAGAGGGAAAGUGUAGAACUUCGUGAGGAAACAGAAGCGGCAACAAAAACAAUGAAUCAUUCCACCCACUCUAGACACACAAAGUAUAACUUCUUCUGGAGGGAAAGCACCGUGUUAUCUGGGUCAGGCCCCGUCCUUCUUCUGCACUUACCUUUGGACCAAACAAGAAACGAGCGCUAUGCUGGCAUUGGUGCUUUUGAAAGAUCUUCUAGCUCCUUUAUAGAGCGGUUAAAUGUGGUGCCAAAAAACAGGGAGCGCGUUGGGACUGGCGUCUAUAAUUUACUUCACACUCUCCCACUGAAUGCUUCUGAGUACAUUUUACAAGCUCUGAGGCCAAGUAUGCUGCACUUGAAUGCUCUUGGGAGAAAUUAUACCCUUUUUUUCUUCAAGCUUGAAGUGAAACAGGUCCCUCAUUUUGGGACAGGAUUAUCUUCAGUGCUCACAGGUGCAUGUUUUCUGACCAUGUCCAUUUCGACAAAACUCGAGAGAUUAUUGUCCCAGCAAUGUCAUGGAAUGCAAGAGAUGACCCUGGAUUUGUAAUUGCCACUUUCCGAAAAAUGGGAAGAGAUGUGAGCAUAAGCUAUUGUUCUCUUGCCAGGGAAUCUCAUGUUCUUGUAGUUUAUGUUUCUAUAAUAGUUAUGUUUUGUUUGGCCUGUUUAAAAGGAUAACUAGGAAAAAGGAUAGCAGGGAUUAGAGAAUGCUUAGUAACACAUUAUUUUUCAUCAUCACCGUCUCUACCAAUUUUGAAGUCCAAGAAAACUUUUGUUUCUGACUCGAGAGUUUAGCUCGAGAAUGAUGUAAAAGCAGAAAACACAGGGCUCUUUCAGGUUGGAGUGUUAACAGCGCUGAUCGACCCAUUGAUCCAACCAAUCCGAGCUUUUCGGGUCGGUUUUGAAGAAAUAACAGGAUGACAUGAAUUGAUAUUUCAAUACAAUAUCGAGAAUUAAUUUGAUGGACAAAUGAUUGAUUUUAUCAAUGAUUUUCAACUUCAUAGAUUGCUUUGAAAUUUCAUCAGUUUCAGAGAUUGAUUUGUUCCAACUCUAUAAUUUUCAGGGAGUAAAAUGGUGAAUCUUUUGUUUAA